This is a messenger RNA of Gilbertella persicaria, 850 nucleotides long. RefSeq lists its product as uncharacterized. The record is from RefSeq and is a predicted model, not a curated record. The transcript is spliced from 5 exons. Bases 7 to 789 code for a protein of 260 amino acids. NCBI's taxonomy places the organism in Eukaryota, Fungi, Mucoromycota, Mucoromycetes, Mucorales, Choanephoraceae.
UUUAUUAUGAAAUCUUUAAAUGCUGUUCGUUACUUGACAUUGUCUUGCAGUUUAGUAGGACUUGCUAGUCAUUUUGCUCAAUGUACAUUAUUCUCUGUCUAUCAAAGUCAGACAGGAGUUCCUAGUUGGUUUACAGCAGGGCAUUGGCAGUACCUGGCAUCGUAUGUAGCAUAUGGUCUGUCCAUUGCAAGCGCAUUCAUGAUAUGCAUUCAUGCUACAUGUUGUAAGCGUGGACAUAUAGUAAGAGGAGAUAAACUGCUAGGAAUUGCCAACACCAUUGUACUGGCAGGUGCUGUAGUGAUCAAUACGUUCACAGACACUCAAGAGCCAUGGACACAUGGUAUUGUUGAAUUCAAAGUACCAGCCAAAGGCUUUAUCACCUUUUGCUCUUUACUUGAUCAAGAACAUGAUGCUACUUAUCCUCUUUUAUUUCAAAGAUGUUUAUUGUUUAAUUGUACUUAUAUCUUCCUUGUGGCAGUAUGUGCUUUAUGGAUUCUACUUGUGCUUAUUUCUUGUUCUGUCAGACCAAAAGAAAAGCCCCUUAUGGAACAACUCCCUCAAGCUCCAAUGUACCAUCUUUGCGCAACAAAAAAGAAGCCAAUAUUGUUUAACCAUUCCGAUUUUCAGUAUUUUGAUCAUUCUAUGCCACUCUAUAGUACGCCAAAAACGCCACGAGUAGGCAUAGCCAGAGAUCAAUGUAACAGUAACAAAUUAUCUCGUCAUCACUUAUCAAAUGGACUGAAUUCACCAUCAGCUACUUCGUCAUAUAUUGUAGACUAUAAAUCUUAAUUACUAAAAAUGAUAUGCAGCAGUAUUAUUUGCAGUGGGUAAUGGGAAAACAAUAACUGCC